Molecule: messenger RNA, 216 nt
Organism: Knipowitschia caucasica
Lineage: Eukaryota; Metazoa; Chordata; Actinopteri; Gobiiformes; Gobiidae
Source: the annotation of a GenBank genome assembly
AUGAGCACGCUGUGGAUGGGAAACCUGGAGCCCUAUAUGGAUGAGAAGUUCAUCAUCAGAGGGUUUGCCACAAUGGGGGAGACGGUGCUCAACGUGCGCAUCAUCCGCCACAAGAUGACUGGACAGAAGCCCACUCGGCUCUGCCGGCUGAAGAGGACGCCAUCUUUGGCUGUGGACAAACGCUUUUUGAUCUCGAGUCACACGUACCAAUCUUAA